UUCCAUCUCCACAUGUCCAAAACAUUGGCUCAGCAACAGCAACUCCCAGAGUUCCUUGCGCUAGAGGUAAACAAGACGCGGAGCCAGCAAGCAGCUCAGACACGAUGCCCGUCCAAUGCGUGGCGUACGGCUGUGGGAAGACAUGCGCCGACAACGUGUCACUGCACACGUUCCCCAAGGACCCCGACGACUUUCGUAAAUGGGAGAAACAAGUGCAGCGCACCCGCAGCCAGUGGUUCGCCAGCGCCAGCUCCCACCUGUGCAGCGACCACUUUGGAAGAGAGUACUUUAAGCAGAGAAUCCGGAACGGCGUCAGUUUACGGCCCGGGGCCAUGCCCACCAUCUUCAUCAGACCACCUUGUUCCUCUUGCGAGGGAAAGGGCUGCAGCAACUGCCUCCAACUGCCGCCAUCCCACCAAAGAACCCCCGGGGACACAAAUGUUUCAGGAGCGGUUGAAGAUGAGGUCCCGCUAAUGGAUGAAGAGGAAGGAAGUGAUGAAGGGCAGGAUUAUUUGGGAUCUACUGUGGACGAAGAUGACCGACCAGCCAUCUGUGAGCGGUGUGGCACCAAGGGGAACAUCAACACCUUUUUCUCCAGGACCAAGCGCUUCUGCAGCACCUCCUGCUCCCGCUCCUACUCCUCCAACUCCAAGAAGUCCUCCCUGCUGGCCCGUCUGCAGGGACGACCACCGUCGAAGAAAGCCCUCAUUCUCGGGGUCGGGAAGCCGUUGGUAGGGAAGACCCCCAGAACUGCACCGGAUGGUGAGAGGAACACACACACACACACACACACACACACACACACACACACACACACACACACACACACACACACCCCCUCUGACACCUGUCCUCCCUGCACAGGGACACUGCAGUCCGGCUUCGACUGGGGCGCCUACCUGGACAAAGAAACCUCCCUGGCUGCCUCGGUCUCCUGCUUCAGACAUGCUCCGCUGUGUGUGCAGUGGGACGACAUUGCCGUGGGGAUGAAGCUGGAGGUCGCGAACACCAACGCCGUCCUACCCAGUAAGGUCUACUGGAUCGUCAGUGUCAUCCAGUUGGCAGGAUACAAAGCUCUGCUGAGGUACGAGGGCUUCGAGCACGACAGCAGCCAUGAUUUCUGGUGCAGUCUGGCCACUGGGGACCUGAACUCCAUCGGCUGGUGCGCAAUGAGCAGCAAGCUGCUGGUUCCACCCCAGGAUGUGCAGUUGAAAAUCCCAGACUGGAAGGAGUACCUGAUGAAGAAGCUGGUGGGGGCGCACACGCUGCCAGUGGACUUCUACAUCAAGCUGGCGGAGAGCAGCAAGUGUCCCUUCAAGCCCGGCAUGCGGGUGGAGGUGGUGGACCCCCGGCACAUCAGCCGGACCCGCGUGGCGGUGGUGGACCAGGUGAUCGGGGGCCGCCUGCGCCUGCUGUACGAGGACCUGAGCGACGCCCCGCCCAACACCGUGGUGGACUUCUGGUGCCACAUGCGCAGUCCGCUGCUCCACCCCAUAGGGUGGUCCAGCAAAGUGGGGCACGCUGUCAAGGUCCCCGGCAAGGAGACUCUGAGUCGCCGGGGCCACUACGACGGCUCCCCGUUGAACUUCAGAAGGCCCAGGACGGUGUUCAUGGAGGGAGGGUUCUUUGAAGUGGGAAUGAAAAUGGAAGCCAUUGACCCUCUCAACCUAGGAAACAUCUGUGUAGCCACCAUCCACAAGAUCCUAUUGGACGGCUACCUGAUGGUCGGUAUCGAUGGCGCGGAGCCCGUCAACGACACCGACCACUUCUGUUACCACGCCUCUUCUCACGCCAUCCUGCCCACAGGCUUCUGUGAGAAGAACAACAUUCCCCUCACCGUACCUCGAGGCUACGACCCUGACACCUUCGUGUGGGAGGACUAUCUUCAGGAGAAACAAGCCGUCUGUGCUCCCGCCAGGCUCUUCAACACGGACUACCUUGGCCACGGCUUCUCCCCCAACAUGAAGCUGGAGGCGGUGGACCUGAUCGAGCCGCGGCUGGUGUGCGUGGCCACGGUGCGGCGCCACGUGGGCCGCCUGCUGCUCAUCCACUUCGACGGCUGGGAGGACGAGUUCGACCAGUGGGUGGACCACCAGUCCCCCGACAUCUACCCCGUCGGCUGGUGUGAGCUCAGCGGCUACAGCCUCCAGGCCCCGCCCUCGCCCGGAGGACCAGAAAACCUGUCGGCACGCCCAAAGAGAGUCAAGUCCUUUCAGUAUGGGAGAAAAAGGAAGAAGCUUGCCAAGAGGAGACUCAGCCAGGGGGGGGCCCCACCGACCUCCGAAGACACCAGCGGGGCUCCGGGUCCCCAUCCCUCCAUCGGGGGUCCCCCCAGCCCCCCCAUCCCCUCAGCUCCCUCUGACCCCGCCAAGGACCAGAAGCUGGGCCUCAUCCAGCCCAAGACGGAGCCUGAGGAGCACGAGAUCAUCGCGGUCCAGGUGAAGGUGGAGGAGAUAGAAAUGGAGACUCCCAUUGGGCCUCCGGAAGACGCCAUCGAAGCCGUCACCAUCAAGCAGGAGAAGGUGGGAGAGGAGCAGGACAACCAAGACCAGGGUCAGCCCGGCCAGCAGCAGGGCACCGGGGAGGCAGCGCGGCCGAGGGGGCCGGAGCCCAGCGGGGAAGCACCCGGGGGAGCAGAGCCUGAGGACACCAGGCCCGGAGACCAGGGGCCGGGUUGAAGACGCCGCCGCACGCCCAGCUCAAGGGAUGAAGGAGUAGGACGGAGCAGAGGAGAGAGAGACCAACAGGAUAUGACUCAAGACAGGACGCAGGAUCGGACGAUGGAAGAGGCGUGGAUGGGAUGAUGUAAUGAAAGAAGGCCACAAAACUAAAACAUGUGACUACACUAGAUGUGACUCAUCAGGUCCUUAAAAGUUGUUCAUGAAGUCCACCUUUGUUUUUAUUGUAUUUUGAUUUAUGAGCCAAUUGUCAAACCACCCUUACCAGUCACUACCGAAAAGUUUUAUGACUCUUUGUUCCUUAUCAAUCCUUUCCCGGUACAACAGACCUCCAACAAACAUCACCAGCCCUCUAUUCUAUCUCUCUGCUCCUACUGCAGCAUUUACACACGUUUCAAAUCUCGAUUGCAGUUUGGUCACCAACACUGACAAUAUGGGGGUUUCCAGAAGGAAAAUGUUGAGUAUUUUGUAGUAUUAAUGUUGAGAUAUCAUGAUAAUGACACUGUAGACAUUUACAUGUACAUUUGUUUUGUUUUAUUAUUCUUUGUUUAACAGUUAUUUUCUCCUUUUGGUUUACGAGCAAUCUAUUGAUUAAAUGUAAACACUGAA
This is a messenger RNA of Gadus macrocephalus (Pacific cod), 3287 nucleotides long. RefSeq names its product L3MBTL histone methyl-lysine binding protein 2 (gene l3mbtl2). Gene Ontology annotation, cellular component: nucleus. NCBI's taxonomy places the organism in Eukaryota, Metazoa, Chordata, Actinopteri, Gadiformes, Gadidae. The coding region runs from base 105 to 2678 and encodes 857 amino acids. Gene Ontology annotation, biological process: regulation of DNA-templated transcription. The record is from RefSeq and is a predicted model, not a curated record. Gene Ontology annotation, molecular function: zinc ion binding. The transcript has 17 exons.